Megalobrama amblycephala (Wuchang bream) is the source of this 5498-nucleotide messenger RNA. Its product is annotated as ankyrin-3-like. Gene Ontology annotation, cellular component: T-tubule. Lineage: Eukaryota; Metazoa; Chordata; Actinopteri; Cypriniformes; Xenocyprididae. Gene Ontology annotation, molecular function: protein binding. The transcript is spliced from 12 exons. The record is from RefSeq and is a predicted model, not a curated record. Bases 167 to 5353 code for a protein of 1728 amino acids. Gene Ontology annotation, biological process: regulation of cardiac muscle contraction; signal transduction; protein localization to T-tubule.
CACCUGGCUUUAGCAAAAGAUUACAACACAGAGUCAAUGAGACGCUAUAGCUGGACACCGGACACUCUGGACAACGUGAACCUGGUCUCCAGCCCCGUCCAUUCAGGGUUUUUGGUGAGCUUCAUGGUGGACGCCCGCGGCGGUUCCAUGCGAGGAAGUCGCCACAAUGGCAUGCGCAUCAUCAUCCCGCCCCGCAAGUGCACUGCGCCAACACGUAUCACAUGCCGUUGGUCAAAAGACACAAGCUGGCAUCCCUGCCACCUAUGGUGGAGGGAGAAGGGCUGGCGAGCAGGCUGGUGGAGGUGGGCCCCGCGGGGGCUCAGUUUCUGGGCCCUGUGAUUGUGGAGAUCCUCAUUUUGGGUCCAUGAGAGGGAAAGAACGAGAGCUCAUUAUGCUCAGAAGCGAAAACGGUGAGACCUGGAAGGAGCAUCAUUAUGACUGCAAAACUGAAGACCUCAAUGAGCUCCUCAAUGGCAUGGAUGAAGAGCUGGACAGCUCAGCUGAUCUGGAGAAGAAGCGCAUCUGCCGGAUCAUCACAAAGGACUUCCCACAAUACUUUGCAGUUGUAUCGCGGAUCAAACAAGAGAGUAAUCAGAUGGGUCCAGAGGGAGGCGUCCUAUCCAGCAUGACAGUACCUCUGGUCCAGGCCUCCUUUCCUGAGGGUGCACUCACCAAGAAGAUCAGAGUUGGACUGCAGGCCCAGCCUGUUCCAGAUGAAGUUGUGAAGAAGUUUAUAGGUAAUCGUGCCACCUUCAGCCCAAUAGUGACAGUGGAGCCUCGCAGGAGGAAGUUCCAUAAGCCCAUUACCAUGACCAUACCUGUGCCUCCAGUCUCUGGAGAGGGUGUGGUGAAUGGCUACAAAGGAGACACCACACCAAGCCUUCGCUUGCUGUGCAGUAUAACUGGUGGCACAUCGCCAGCUCAGUGGGAGGACAUCACUGGCACUACACCUCUCACCUUUAUCAAUGACUGUGUGUCCUUCACCACAAAUGUGUCUGCCAGGUUUUGGCUUGCAGACUGCCAUCAGAUCCCAGAGACUGUAGGUUUGGCCACCCAGCUCUACAGGGAGCUCAUCUGUGUGCCCUACAUGGCCAAGUUUGUAGUGUUUGCUAAAAUGAAUGACCCUGUGGAGUCCAACCUGCGGUGCUUUUGUAUGACGGACGAUAAAGUGGACAAAACUCUAGAACAACAGGAGAACUUUGAGGAGGUGGCCAGAAGCAAAGACAUUGAGGUACUGGAAGGGAAGCCCAUCUACGUGGACUGCUACGGCAAUUUGGCCCCUCUGACCAAAGCUGGACAGCAGCUGGUUUUUAACUUCUAUGCUUUCAAAGAAAAUAGACUCCCGUUCUGUGUAAAGGUCAGAGACAGCAGCCAAGAGCCAUGUGGCCGCUUGUCCUUCCUCAGAGAGCCCAAAACUUCCAAGGGUAUCGCUCAGACGGCUAUCUGUAAUUUAAACAUUACACUGCCUGGACUCAAGAAGGAUGUGGAUUCAGAUCCCGAGGAAGAGACUGAAAAGCCAGAACGACGUCAUACCUUUGCAUCUAUAGCCUUACGUAAGCGCUACAGCUAUCUGACUGAGCCUGGAACGAAAACAGUUGAACGAAGUACAACAAGAACACUGCCUGCUGGUUACGCUCACAAACCUGUCUUUUCAACAAGAUCUUACCAGGCAUGGUCGACUGCUCCUAUUACCGUCCCUGGGCAAACAAAAUGUGGACUGGGUUCCCUCUCCAGUUCACCUUCCAACACGCCAUCUGCUUCGCCACUAAAGUCUGUGUGGUCCAUUUCCUCUGCUUCUCCAAUCAAGUCCACCCUAGGAAUGUCAAACACUUCUCCUGCAAAAUCAGUUAACGAUGUAGCAUCACCCAUUAGAACAUACAGAUCUGUGUCAUCUCCCAUAAAGACUGUGGUUCAACAACCCCAAAACCAAGUUCCAAUUUCCUCCAGUCUUCUGUCUUCACCGGGUAAAACUGGUACAGAUCCUGUGUCCAUUAAGGGGCUUGCUGCUUCAUUGUCCUCAAGAGCUAACUUGAUUUCUUCACCUGGAUCCAUGCUAGACAGAACUUUCACCACAGUGACCCAAUCUGAUUCUAUAAAGUCGGCCACAAAUACAUACACGUCUUUAUCCUUUAAAUCCGCCCUGGCCCCCACAAGUAUAGCAAUGUCCUCUCCUAUUCGAAACAUAGCAAGCUUGUCCUCUAUUAAAACCACCACAGAUGCAGCUAGGGGGACAAUUAUGUCAUCGCUUUCUUCAUCAACUAAGCCUACAAUAGCAAGUACUGAAACAGUUCUUUUAAAUGGAUCCAUUUCACCGAUUAAGUACCCCUCAUCAUCCACUGCAUCUUCCCGUCUGUAUUCAGGAGGAGCUUACAGCUUACAAGAAAGGAUACAAGCCACAACACAAGCAGCUACGGCCAGUGUAGGUGCAGCCUUCAGUGAGGCUGAGAAAACAUUUAAUGCUGGCUCUAUGUCAAACUAUAGUGCUUUAAAAUCUGUAUCUUCACCUUUAAGAUCAAACUUAUCAAGUUCUGUUUACGAUUCUCUUAGAUCACCAGCCACCACCACCACGUCAAUAUCCAUUUCCAUGUCUGUUCCAGUAUUCUCUGUAGUCAAUGUGCUCCCUGAACCCCAGGGGAAGAAACUCCCAGACAAAAUAACAGUCACACCUCAGACACAUACUCCAGCACAGUCCUCUACAUCACGAAUGAAACCCUCAAAACCCUCACUUUUCAUUUCCCCAACAGUCCUCAAAGCAGCUGCUGCACCUACAUUGACAUCCAGUCAAGAGAUUCUUAAGGAUGUGGCAGAUAUGAAGGAAGAUCUGAUAAGAAUGACUGCAAUCUUACAAACAGACUCCUCAGCUGCAGCCAAGAGCUUCCACUCGCAUGUUUCUAAAGAGUCCAAGAUGGAGGAUGAAGAGCCUUUCAGUUUGGUUGAGAAGGUUAAAGAGGACCUCGUCAAAGUUAGUGAAAUUCUCACAAAAGAUGUCCUGAGUGAGGCUAAAAGCUCAAGUAAAGAGAGGGCCUCAGAAGAUGAAUGGGAAGAGUUCUCUGAAGAUGAAAUUGAGGAGGCACGGCAGAGUGCCCUGCGAUCCCUGCCAACAUUUGAACCAACCCUUCCUGUUGGGCCGCAGUCAGUGCCAGACAAAGAUCUCAAUUUAGCUAAAGUAGUUGAUUACUUAAUGAAUGAUCUUGGUGCUAGUUCCCUCUCAAAAAUAGCUGAUGUAAAGAGCAGAUAUGAUGAAAUAAAGAAGGAAGGGGAGGAAAAACAGAAGCGCACCAUGAAACCAGAGCACAAGCUCAAAAUGCCUCCAACAGGUAUGCGGACCUCUCCCUCAGAAAAAGACUUAAGUAAAUUAGCCGAUUCCUAUAGUGGCACGGAUGCUAUUCUGGAAUCUCCAGAUGACUUUUCCCAUGAACAAGAUAAGAGUCCCCUUUCAGAUAGUGGUUUUGAAACCAGAAGUGAAAAGACCCCAUCAGCUCCUCAAAGUGCAGAGAGCACAGGGCCCAAACCCCCCUUCACAGAUGUGCCUAUUCCCCCUGUCAUAACAGAAACCAGAACUGAGGUUGUUCACGUUAUCAGGAGCUAUGAACAUCCGGAGGAGGUCUGUGAGCCACUAAUGGACGAGGCAGCAGCUUUGAAGCCUCCGGUUGAGCCUGAGCCAACAGUUAGCACAAUCAAAGAUAAGGUAAAGGCCUUGCAGAUGAAAGUCAACUCUGAGGAGCUGGCAUGCGUCAAAGAAGAAACUCAUAUUACCACUACAACUCGAAUGGUCUACCACAAACCUCAACUGAAAGAUGCUGACAGGAUUGAAGAAACAAUGUCAGUCCGAGACAUAAUGAAAGCUUUUCAGUCUGGAAGAGAUCCUUCCAAAGAAUUAGCAGGUUUAUUUGAGCACAAAGCUGGCCAAGACACCAUUAAAGGAGAUGAAUUGUCCCCAAGGUUCCUUGAAAAAGACAAAAAGCCCAAAGUUGAGAGAAUUAUUGAGGUGCACAUAGAAAAGGGCAACACAACUGACCCAACUGAGGUUAUAAUCAGAGAGACUAAAAAACAUCCAGAGUUUAUAUGCAAGGGUGACCGAGGUCUCAAGGAGCUUGUUGAAAGGGUUGAUGGUGAUUAUGAGGUUCUUCAAGACGAGGAGGAACUUACUGCUGAGGAAUCACUGCCAUUCUUUUUAGACACAUCCAGAGUCAAUACACCUGUCUCCCAAGAGGAAGAGAGUCGCCCCAGUUCAGCUCAGCUCAUAGCCGAUGAGUCAUAUAAAGCUUUAAAGCUUCUAAGCCAGCACUCUAUUGAGUAUCAUGAUGAUGAGUUGUCUGAUUUGAGAGGGGAGUCAUACAGGUUUGCUGAGAAAAUGUUGCUCUCAGAAAAAUUUGACGUAUCACAUUCUGAUACUGAGGACUCAUUGGCAGACCAGUCACAUAGCAUAGCCACUGAGGUACAAGGGGCAGAAGGCAUAUAUGGAGAAAAAGUAGCUGGCCCCAGGAAGGAGUCCAAAUUAAGGUCAGCAAGGGAUGCAUCAGACAAAUCAGGUAAAUAUCCCCCACAAGAUGAGCAAUAUGACAAAGUUACAGUAUUACAUUACACCACAGAACCUGGUAGCCCUAAACAUGCAGUCUGGAUGCGAUUCACCCAAGACAAGCAGGACAGGAAUAGAGAAAAACUCAUUUAUGAAGAUAGAGUAGAUCGGACCAUUAAAGAAGCAGAGGAGAAACUGAGUGAGGUCUCACAGUUUUUUAGAGACAAAACUGAAAAGUUAAACGAUGAGCUCCAGUCCCCUGAGAAAAAGAAACCAACGAGACUUGCACGGGAUACACGGUCAGGGCCAAGCUCAAUGUGCAGCAGCCCUGAGAAAAAACAAAAGAGUGCAGCUGAGGAAUGGGACAAAGGCAGGCAAAAGAUGUUUGGCAGUACAAAUGAAAGAAAAAGUGCAAGUCUGCCAAACAGUCCUGAGAGACAUAUACUGUCAGAGUUCAGUGAGGAUAAGCCAAAACAGCAGAAAGGCCCUCAGCAGGCAAAGACAGGUGACGCAGGCCCCCUAGUCCCAGUUAAGACAUCUAAAGUGAGUUCUGUUCGACAAAAGUUUGAAACAGAACCACAGAAACAGGAUAAGAAUGUGCCUGUGACACAAUCAAAACAACCAGUUAAAAAACUGCCUGAAAGUAAAUUACCAGUAUAUCAGUUUUUCACUGGUUCAAAACCUUCAAAGGUUGAUUCCACAGAUGAAGGACAGUUACCUUCUAGACAGCUAUCAGAAACUGAUAAAAGUAAAGUUGCCCCUCAGAGUAGUAAAGCUCAAGGUCCUCAAGGUAGCAGUAGUACUGCUGUCUCAAAGCAAUCAGGUGAAAAAUGAAAAAUGUACCCCAUCAGAUACUGUUGUAAAAAGAGUCUCACUUUUUGAGAAGAAUAAGGACCAAGAGUUCGAUAAAACUCAAGAGAGCUCUACUAAAGUGCAAUCUCAUGUCUUGAAAGAUGGAUACAUUGCAGAUAGGGAUAGU